Molecule: messenger RNA, 2552 nt
Organism: Fusarium redolens
Lineage: Eukaryota; Fungi; Ascomycota; Sordariomycetes; Hypocreales; Nectriaceae
Product: cytochrome P450
Exons: 5
Coding region: 31-2445 (804 amino acids)
Cellular component (GO): membrane
Molecular function (GO): heme binding; oxidoreductase activity, acting on paired donors, with incorporation or reduction of molecular oxygen; iron ion binding
Source: RefSeq, a predicted model, not a curated record
AAUUAUUCUAUUCGUCAUGCUCCAUUUUAUAUGGGGAAGUAUUUGUUGGCUUUCUUGAGCGUCUGGGCGAUUUACUUGGUCUUUUUGUAUCAUCGAUUCUUUAGUCCCUUGAGGCAUCUACCGCAGCCAAAGGGCACGAGCUUUAUCAAUGGGCAUUGGGCAGAGUCAGUCAGUCAGCCCGCUGGAUUGCCAUUCAGACAUUGGUCAAGGACGAUUGAAAACAAUGGGUUGAUCAGAUACAAGCAUUUGUUCAACCAAGAGAGACUCGUGGUCACCAAUCCUGAAGGUCUCAAAGAGGUCCUCGGCCAAAACAGCUAUGAUUAUGUCAAGCCUCAUCUCCUCCGCGCAAUGGUCGGCAAAAUUCUGGGCUAUGGGCUGUUGCUAUCAGAGGGAGAUGUCCACAAGAUGCAAAGGAAGAACUUGAUGCCAGCAUUCAGCUUCCGUCACAUCAAGGAACUAUAUCCCGUAUUCUGGAGCAAAGCACAGGAGCUAGUCCAUGGCAUUGAAAAGGAACUCAAAGAGGAGUCUACCUCAGAGAUCGACAUUGUUGACUGGGCAAGCCGAGCCUCUCUGGACAUCAUUGGCUCUGCAGGAAUGGGCCAUGAAUUCAAGUCUCUCGCAGAUCCCAGCAUCGAAGAUACCAUGAAGAUGUAUGGAUCAAUGGUGAAGCAGAGCCGCGGUGCCAAGCUCUUGACGGUUCUUCAACUGGUACUCCCCUCCAUCAUCACAGACUAUCUACCAUUUCAGCGAAAUAUGGGUGUUUUGGCAGCGUCGAGAGCUGCGAGAGAGACAUCUCAGCGACUCAUCAACGCAAAGAAAGUUCAGAUGGCUGCCAAGGAGAAGUUAUCCCCAGAUAUAAUUUCUACGGCACUUGGGUCUGGUCAUUUCACGGAUGAAGGGCUCGUUGAUACGAUGAUGACAUUUUUGGCUGCUGGGCACGAGACCAGUGCUGCAGCGCUCACUUGGACAAUUUUCCUGUUGGCAAAGAACCAUGAUGUUCAGGAUCGCCUUCGAGAGGAGAUCCGGCAGAAUGUUGAUGGUCUUACUGACGAUGUUGACGCUAAGAAGCUCGAUGGGCUCUCUUAUCUCCAUGCAGUCUGCCAAGAAUCACUAAGGCUCUACGCACCAAUCCCCUUCACCGUCCGCGAUGCUCUCAAGGACACUCAAAUCCUCGGAACAUUCGUCCCCAGAGGCACAAUGGUUAUUCUCUGUCCAUGGGCUAUCAACAGAGCCCACGAACUCUGGGGUCCUGAUGCAGAUGACUUCAACCCUGAGCGAUGGAUGGCACCAGGACAAGCCAACUCGGGCGGCUCAAAGAACAACUACGCAUUCCUGACAUUUCUGCACGGUCCUCGAGGCUGCAUUGGCCAGAAGUUCUCUCUGGCUGAACUCAUGGCUCUUACAUGCGCAUUGGUAGGGAGAUACAGGUUUGACAUAGACAAGGACUACGAGGUACGGGAUAUCACGGAUGGGAUUGUGGCUAAGCCGAGUAAGGGACUGAAAGUCUCUGUGGAGGAAGUCCACGGUUGGCCUUCAGCUUUCUCGUAUUCUUCACUCUUCAUCCAAGCAAUCAUGUCGAUAGCAGACGGUUCCUACGCUCGAGGCGAUCUUCUGAACGGUUGUAAGGACCUCAUUCCAGGCCUUCAGAAUGCCUACGGUUAUGUUCCCAGUCUAGCGGCUGGUAUCGUCUUUUGUCUUAUCUUUGCCGCUACGGGGAUUUAUCACAUCGUUCGAUCGUUCCAGAAGCGAAAAGCCACUUCGUACCUACUAGCCAUUUCUUCGUAUAUCGAACUUAUCGGCUGGAUUGGUCGAACGUGGUCGUCGAAAUGCGCAUACAACAAGAUUGCUUUUCUCCUUCAGAUCACUACCCUCGUCGUCGCCCCCAUCUUCGUCGCUGCCGCCAUCUACGUCACGCUGGGCUACCUCAUCAAAGCGGUCGGUCCUCAAUAUUCUGUCAUCAGACCUAAGCUUUACCUUUGGAUCUUCCUCGUCGUUGAUGUCUUGGCUCUUCUGAUUCAGGCCGGCGGCGGCGGUCUGGCUUCGGGAGCAGCCAACAAAGGCAAAGAUACCAAGCCAGGCGCCAACCUUAUGGUCGCUGGUAUCAUCUUCCAACUCGUCAGCAUGACUGGCUUUUGCAUUCUCUUUGCCAUAUUUGUCUUGAGAACCCGAGGCCUAGAGCUCGUCAAGGGCCAACGCUUCGUCAUCUACGCCACCAUCAUAUCCGUCGUAUUUGUCUACAUCCGAUGCAUCUACCGAACGGUCGAACUCCUCGAAGGUUGGGAUGGAAAGCUGAUGAAAACAGAGGGAUACUUUAUUGGUCUUGAUGGUGUUUGUAUUGCAGUCGCUAUUCUUAUCUUUUGUAUCUUUGACCCAGCUGUGCUACUCGAUCACGAGAAGGAGCCUGAGCUUUCUUUCAACGAGCUUAACACUGUUUCCACAAAGUGAUACUUUCAUGGAGUUGGGAUUACAGAUUGGUGUAGUCAUAUGACAAAUGGCUAACAACAAGGCACAGUGCAUCUUGUUGCUGCAAUAUUUAGUUAAUAAUAAAUGGA